Plectropomus leopardus (leopard coralgrouper) is the source of this 1812-nucleotide messenger RNA. RefSeq names its product putative polypeptide N-acetylgalactosaminyltransferase 8. Lineage: Eukaryota; Metazoa; Chordata; Actinopteri; Perciformes; Serranidae. Gene Ontology annotation, molecular function: polypeptide N-acetylgalactosaminyltransferase activity. Gene Ontology annotation, biological process: protein O-linked glycosylation. Gene Ontology annotation, cellular component: Golgi apparatus. The record is from RefSeq and is a predicted model, not a curated record.
AUGAAGACAUAUGUGCGAAGAGCUGGAAUACUUGGAGCUUUUUUAUUCUGCCUAAAUAUCAUUUUUUACAUGAUCGGCAGUUGGCAUACAGGCAAAUCUUUUCCAGAGGGAGUCACAGAUCAAGAGGCUGUGAGGAGGAAGCUGGACAGGAUUGAAGAGACCCUCAACAAGCUGGCAAAUCUGAUAGAAGUUUCUGGUCAAAAGAGCUCCAACAAUGAACUUUUUCCAAAUGUGAAACAAGAAAAAGAGAAGGUCGUUAUACCAAAGUUAUAUCCAAACUCCAUCCUGUUUGCUGAGUGGGGCGACGGCUUGUCAAAAGAGGAACAAAAGGAGGCUGAAGCUCUGUUUCAGAUUUAUGGAUACAAUGUUUUUCUGAGUAACCGGCUGCCACUGGACAGGAAGCUUCCAGAUACAAGAGACAGCAGAUGUUUGACGAAGAAUUAUCCCAAGGACCUGCCAACCGUCAGCGUGGUACUGAUUUAUGUAAAUGAGGCUCUUUCGGUCAUUAAAAGGGCAGUACGAAGCAUCAUCACCCACACUCCAAAACACCUGCUGAGGGAAAUCAUCCUCGUGGAUGACCACAGCACUUACAAUGACCUUGGAAAACCGAUACAGGACUACAUGGGUCAGAUUGACAAAGAGAGGCCUGGACUCAUUAAGAGAGUGUGGCAUGAGCGGCAAAUGGGUUUGUCCCAGUCCCGCAUCUCAGGCUGGGAACACGCCACAGCUGAUGUUGUGGCCAUUUUGGACGCCCACAUUGAAGCCCAAGUUGGAUGGGCAGAACCUUUGCUGGCCAGGAUUAAAGCCGACAGGACCGUAGUGGUGUCCCCUGUAUUUGAUAAGGUCCAUUUUCAUGACCUACAUGUGGAGAAGUAUGCCACGGCUGCUCACGGCUUUGACUGGGCUUUGUGGUGCAUGUAUGAGUCCUUCAGGCCAGAGUGGUUGAAGAUGGCGGAUGAAUCGCAGCCUGGAAAGAGUCCCUCUGUUAUGGGGAUCUUUGCUGCUGACAGGAGCUUCCUCGGAGAAAUCGGUGGGCUUGAUGGUGGAAUGACAGUUUAUGGAGGAGAAAAUGUUGAACUUGGGAUUCGUGUGUGGCUGUGUGGAGGGAGUGUGGAGGUUGUGUCCUGCUCCAGGAUAGCUCACAUCGAGCGGACACAUAAACCAUACGCACUUGAUCUCAACCCUUCCAUGAGGAGAAACGCCUUGAGGGUUGCAGAUAUCUGGCUGGAUGAUUACAAAAAGAACGUGCACAUUGCCUGGAACAUCCCUCUGAAGAAUCACGGAAUCGACAUUGGCGAUGUGUCUGAGAGGAAGAGGUUAAGAGAAAAGCUGAAAUGUAAACCUUUCAAGUGGUACCUGGAUAAUAUUUACACAAGUCUGGAAACGUGGGAUAACAUCUUGGGAUAUGGUGUGCUGAAGAGCACCCUGCUCAGGAGCCACUGUAUGGACCAGGGAGCUGUUCCAGGAAACAUUCCCAUCCUGUAUGAAUGCCACUUUGAGCAGGCACAGCAAUGCUUCUACAACUCAGAUGGUGAAAUCAUCAUUGGGGGGAUUAAAUCUCAUAACUAUAACACAAACCGCUGCCUGGUUGAUCCAGGCACGGGCAGAACUCCCACUCUGCAGGACUGUCAGCUGGCGAAACUAAAGCAGCUACACAUGCACUGGGACUUCAAACAGGGACAAGCGAUCAUAAACAAAGCAACAAAGAGAUGUCUUGAAGUGGCAGAGGGAGAAAGCUCUGUCUAUGAGGUCAUCAUUCAGCAGUGCAGUGGACAGAGCUGGAGGAUUCAGCAUCUUAUUACAAGUUUUUAA